Molecule: messenger RNA, 714 nt
Organism: Camelina sativa (false flax)
Lineage: Eukaryota; Viridiplantae; Streptophyta; Magnoliopsida; Brassicales; Brassicaceae
Source: RefSeq, a predicted model, not a curated record
AUGGAUCCGGAGGAUAUUCAAAUUAUUUUGAGUUUGCCUAUUAGCAAAUCUCUUAGACCAGAUCGAUUGGUGUGGCAUUAUACACAAUCUGGUCGGUACUUGGUUAAGUCAGGUUAUAAGGUAGCUCAAGCUAUGAAGACUGAAAUUGAUUAUGGUCCCAACUUAAAUGACUUGAAGGCAAAGGCUUGGGAUUUUCAGGUACCGCCUAAAAUUAAACUCUUUUUCUGGCAGAUCGCAUCGGGCUCUCUUCCGGUGAUGGUGCGAUUAGCCUCUCGGGGAGUUAAUUGUGAUACGAUUUGGGAGAGGAUUUUUGAUGGCUCAGACACAGACAAGCUCAUGUCUGGUUCGAUUUAUUCAAACUUGGACUUCAUAUAUGGCAAAAGUUUAACCCCUAUGGCUUUAGGCGUUACUCAUAGUUUGAUACCGUGGCUGGUGUGGUUCUUAUGGAAGGAUAGGAAUAAAAAAGUUUUCCAAGAGUUACAAUCAGAGCCAAUAGAUAUCAGUAAUCAGGCUUUACGUGAACAAUUGUGGUGGGAGGAAGCCCAAAUAGCUCCAAGGAUUGAUUCCAAUAUGACGGAUUCCUCGCAUGAUCCGGAGUUAUUAAUUCAUUGUCAAGUUGAUGGUUCGUGGAAAGCUACCGAAACACAUUCAGGUUUAGGAUGGUGGUGUGGUGAUGGUGAGAAUCCAGUGCAUCCCCUCUCCAUUCAGAGCUAG